Messenger RNA from Mesorhabditis spiculigera, 438 nucleotides. The record is from the annotation of a GenBank genome assembly. NCBI's taxonomy places the organism in Eukaryota, Metazoa, Nematoda, Chromadorea, Rhabditida, Rhabditidae.
AUGACCCACGACUCCCCCACCACCUCUUUCCCCCCGAAAAUGAUCACCCCCGAUGAGCUGACGAAGAGGACGGGCACGCUGUAUUGGAAGCUGGACUGCCUCGACCCGAUCGCGUUGUCGAAGCGGAUCACGAUGAUGAAGCUUGAGCGCGGGUUCAACAAGGAGGACAUCUACACCCUGGAUGCCGCCACGACCGCGAAUUUUGAUGAUAAGAUCGAGGAGCUGUUCGAGGAGGCGUCUUGCGUUGAGGAUCAGGCCCGCAUGAUCAUCGAGGGAUCCUCGUACUUUGAUGUCGAAGAUAAGAACGGAGCCUGGGUUCGAAUUCUGUGCGAGUACGGCGACCUGAUCCUCAUCCCCGCCAAGGUCAACUACCGGUUCACCACCACACAUAAGAACUUUGUGAAAAUCCGCCGCUUCUCGAAGCUGACGGAGGAUUGC